Molecule: messenger RNA, 1857 nt
Organism: Ooceraea biroi (clonal raider ant)
Lineage: Eukaryota; Metazoa; Arthropoda; Insecta; Hymenoptera; Formicidae
Gene: S6KL
Product: ribosomal protein S6 kinase like
Biological process (GO): protein phosphorylation
Molecular function (GO): ATP binding; protein serine/threonine kinase activity
Source: RefSeq, a predicted model, not a curated record
ACACUAACUACGCAUUUGAAUUCUAACGUUGGUAUCAAUUCAAAUCGUUCGCAAUUAUUCGCGCGUGUAGAAUCUUGUGUCAUUUUUCACUUCGCUUUGAUAAAACGUCUCGACGGAAUUGUAAAUGUCCCGUGCAUUUGUGUAAGGUAAUGACUAGCAUAAUGCGAAUUGGCGAGGUCAGGUCGGACUAAGCGCUCGGUAUUUAUAAAUUAGAAGCUUGAAAUAACUUGACAGCAGAGUGCGUGACGUUACGAGAAGCGCUGCUUUCAAAUUAUCGCACGCUUCGGGAGGAUCGGCGAUCGUUUGAGACACCGACACUUGGAUGGGUAAUUCUAACGCUAAGAGAAACUACAAUUAUCAUCAGUAUGAGAGUCAGUACAGCCUCAGUGAUUUAAUCGGUGGGAGCUGCGUAGCGGCGCAGGCAGCCAGCGGAGAGCGGAGAUCAUGGUCACAUGCUUCCCAUAGAAGUUGGGCCAAAAGUACCUUGCAGGAGACUCACGGAUCUUCUAAAACGGUAUGGCCAAUACCGCGCUUCCAGUCGAUGUUUCUACCAGAAUUUCCAGUCGAGAGAGUGUCGCUACAUGCGGGAUACAGUUUCUUAGAUACGAUAGCCAAGGGUGCUUAUGGCAAGGUGUAUAAAGUGCAAAGACAAGACACAAGUGAGGUCUUCGCGCUGAAAGUCAUCAGCAAAGCCACGAUAGUGGCAGAGAAUGCCGUGAGACAGGCUAAAGAGGAGAUAGCGAUCCAGAGAAUGGUUGGGCAUCACCCGUUCAUAAUAAACUGCAUGCACAGGUGGCAAGGCAGGAAGACAUUGUACAUAUUGAUGGAUUACGUUUCUGGUGGAGAGUUGCAUUCACUGGUCGAUGAAUACGGUUGUUUGCCGGAAGAAGUAGUUAGGAUAUACGUAGCCGAAGUCGUCUUGGCUAUAGAUUUCCUGCACAACGCCGGCAUCGUGCACAGAGAUCUGAAGGCGACGAAUAUUCUGCUCGAUGAAAAUGGCCACGCUGUGAUCAUUGAUUUCGGCCUAGCCAAGUGGCUGCCACGCAACGAAAGGACGAAUACCCUGUGUGGAACGCCUCAAUACAUGGCACCAGAGAUCCUAAGGAGAGAGCACUAUGGACACGAGGUUGAUUGGUGGUCGCUCGGCGUCUUAACCUGUUUCCUACUUACGAAUAAGUAUCCGUCCAAUACGAAGGUCUCGUUUGAUCAGAGUAACCUAAGUUGCGCGGGUUCGUUAAAAGUCUUACCAGCGGACGUGGAUAUUUCACCAGCGGCGAAGGAUCUUCUGAAGCGGCUUUUGCAACCGGAGCCUCGCCUGAGACUCCGAAACCUCUUGAGCCUGCAGCGGAUCGCUUUUUACAUGGGCCACGAUCUUCAAAGUUAUAUGCUAAAGAAGGAAUCGCCAUUCCGUAUUCUAGAAUCGAGAAAUCGACGAGAGACGCAGCAGCAAAAAGAAGAUAGUUUUAAUCAUGAAUUUUCAGAUUUUGAUUCGUUUCCUGGUGUUAGCAAUAUGUGAAUGAAUCUGUGAUUUCACAUGCGGUGCUUGUCCUUUUCUAAUUUUACACUUACGCUUCGAAAUACAAUGCGCGACGAAAUUAUCUCUCUAAUCUUUGCAACAAGAUGAUGUUUUUAUAUAAAGAUUACUGAAAUAUUUUUUUUUCUUUCUCUUUAAAGCGGCGUAUUCGUCGAAUUUGUUAUCCGUCCGUUUUUAAUGAAUUAUAUAAAUAAAAGUCCAGAUAUAAGACUUUAAAAUGCAAUUUAAUGAAAUUGCAUUUAGUAAUACGUUAAACUUCUCAGGUAACAAUGUGCGAUAAAGAUAGAUAAUAUAUUGAAUAAAAAAUGUCAUUUUUAUUAUAU